Nannizzia gypsea CBS 118893 is the source of this 1434-nucleotide messenger RNA. RefSeq lists its product as hypothetical. The transcript is spliced from 2 exons. The record is from RefSeq and is a predicted model, not a curated record. NCBI's taxonomy places the organism in Eukaryota, Fungi, Ascomycota, Eurotiomycetes, Onygenales, Arthrodermataceae. Bases 1 to 1434 code for a protein of 477 amino acids.
AUGGCGGCAAAACGACAAGCGCCUGGAGAUCCCAUGGCCACACACUCAGUUAUGCAGCCACCGCCUCAAGCGAUGCCGACGUCAGUUGACCCAGCAAACCCAGCGACUCCCGGAGCCCCUAGCGCUCCUGAAGCCCCUAUCAGCCAACCGCCUAAUAUCAUCAACCCAUUGAGUAGUACAUUGACUAUACCGGCACAAGCAGCCCCUACCUCUCAACCUAUACCUGGGGUCGGAAUGACCAGCGUUGUGUCAGAAAUUUCACCCCCGUCUGGGACCAAACAUCCAAAAGCUACAGCAAAAUACCCUCCUACCACAACGCCCUACAGCCAGCCUACGGAGGGUCCUCAACCUAGCCAUUCUUCUUUACCCGUAAACCCCCAUGCUAGCGGCUUCAGCACUGGGCUACUGGCUGGCGCAAUCGCUGGCUCUGUUGUUUGCAGUGUACUUCUUACGUUCGUGGCCACCUACUUCUUUUUUAGCCGCCGGAGAUCCAGGGGAGGAAACAAUCCUUCAGAUAGACAGACGAGAGAGCCAUUAGGGGACAAGGACUACGAUGUUGAAACAGCCAGUUCUAGGCGCCCUCUGAAUAACACACUUCCAUAUUCCAGCGAUACAGAUAAAAAAAGUACAGUUUACCCGCACGCUCCACAAGCGGAACAGAGUGGUUUAGAGGACUAUAUCCCUAGCCCGGCGGAUGAUAAGACAGUCCAAAGCCGUGUCUUGACUGUCUUUGAUCAUCUUGCUCUCCACGUUGAGAAUUACUAUACUUGCAGCUCACCUUUGCCUUCGGAAUCUGGUCACUCAACUCAGCAUGUAGCUAUGCUCAACAGCUAUAAUUCACCAUUCCUUCCAGCACCGGUUGCUUCUCUACUAUCCCAACCCAAUGACCGGGAACCCAUCAUAAAGCACUGCCUGGUUCAGUCUCUCAUGCCGGCUACCUUCCAUGCAGCUCCAGCUAGCUCUCGAUCCGAAGCAAGUUCGUUUCUUCCGCCUCUGUUUACCGCAUCCAAAGAUUUCCAGGAUAUGCAACCACAUCGAGAUCAAGAAGCACACAAGGUCCACUUCUACUGGAGAAUGUUAACAGCACACUGGUACCGGGGUGCGCCAGAUACACAAAAGCAAGCAUAUCUUUCUACGAGGGCAGAGAACAUUUCAAAAGUCGUCGACGCUUUCACAUCUGCAUUUCGACCAUACGCAAACCCUCACCACCCAGAGCCUGAAAGAAUACGUCAUCUGACCAAAGUAAUGGAAGAUGCCGCAGACCUGGGUAUCUGGCUCUUUGAACAGCCGUGUGAAUUUGAGUUCGCUUGGGGAAAUGUGACUGCUGGGCAGGUGGUUGUAUCUCCUGCAGUAGUGAAAGUGACGGAUGAACAGGGGACGCUGCUACCAGUUACAAAAACUGUAGUUAAAGCUGAUAUUGCACGCUGUAUAUAA